UAAAACAUUUCAUGGCUGGUCUUUAGCAGUAUGAUCAAAAUGUUUAUUUCCAUCAAACAAAUAAAACACCAGCUCUUGUUCAAGAAAAUACUCAAAAGCAACAGUUAAGAUUUUGAAGUGUGGUUCUCUGGUGGGGUUUUACUAUUUGGAGUAAAGCAAAGCCAUCUGGUCAAAAUCUGUUAUGCCUCAGACUCAACUAUCAGCCACCAGGUCCAGCUACCAGGCACUACCAUUAGCUAUCAGGCCCAGCUACCAAGCAUACCAUCAGCUACCAUGCCCUGCUACCAGGCUCCAUCAGCUCUCAAGCUCAGCCCAGGCUCCAUCAAUAGCCAYGACGCCCACAUWCCAGGCCCAGCUACUGUAUCAGGCUCCACUAUCAGCUAUCAGACACAACCACCAAGCCCAGACCAGGCUCCACCAUCAUCUACCAGGCCAUGCCACCAGGCUCUACCAUCAGCCACCAGGUCCAGCUACCAGGCACUACCAUCAACUAUCAGGCCCAAACACCAGCUUCUAUCAUCAUCUAUCAGGCCCAAACACCAGGCUCUGCCAUCAGCUAUCAGGUCCAGCUACCAUGCACUACCAUUAGCUACCAGGCCCUACUACCAGGCUCCAAUGUCAGCUAUCAGGCCCAGCCCAGCUCCAUCAAUAGCCACGACGCCCACAUACCAGGCCCAGCUAUCAGGCUCCACUAUCAGCCAUCAGACCCAACCACCAAGCCCAGACAAGGCUCCACCAUCAUCUACCAAGCCAUGCCACCAGGCUCUGCCAUCAGCCACCAGGUCCAGCUACCAGGCACUACCAUCAGCUAUCAGGCCCAGCUACCAAGCACUACCACCAGCUAUCAGGCCCAAACACCAGGCUCUACCAUCAGCUAUCAGGCCCAGCCCAGGCUCCAUCAAGAGCCACAAGGCCCACAUACCGGGCCCAGCUAUCAGGCUCCACUAUCAGCUAUCAGACCCAACCACCAAGCCCAGACCAGGCUCUACCAUCAUCUACCAGGCCAUGCCACCAGGCUCUACCAUCAGCUACCAGGCUCUCAUCUCAAUCUCAUCUAAAUUAAACCAUUUCUCCAAAGUGAAGUAAUUCAAAGAGCUAUCUGUAAAAAUUGUUUUAAUUGUUUAUAACCUUACCACAGAACCCCAUCACAAAACCUUUUCUUCCACCAAAUUACAGGGUUAGUCAAAAGUGUCAGGACACCUUUUAUUUCAGAAAUAAAAGGGAAAACGA
This is a messenger RNA of Austrofundulus limnaeus, 1230 nucleotides long. Its product is annotated as extensin. Bases 274 to 1086 code for a protein of 270 amino acids. NCBI's taxonomy places the organism in Eukaryota, Metazoa, Chordata, Actinopteri, Cyprinodontiformes, Rivulidae. The transcript is spliced from 2 exons. The record is from RefSeq and is a predicted model, not a curated record.